GAUUUUCUGCCUCUCAGCGACCUUUUCUGAACAACCUUUACCACGCUGCGCACUGCGCAUUCACGAAAUUACACAAAUUUAACAGCUUAAAUAUGUAAUUAUCGGAUCUUCAAGUGGAACGAUGUCAAUUAGUAUUUGGGAGACCGCCCGACCUCGUUCGUUUAUGGCAUCGAGGUGUGCAGAUACGACGAACUGUAUUGCUAACACUGGUCCGAUCCCGACAACUAACUUCACGGUCUAGAUCAUCCGAGCGCGAUUUCACCACACUCAGUUGGGAUACCAUGAAUGAUGCCAUUGAGUGCUGCGGUUGGUUUGGUUCAGCGGAAUAAAAGUGAAAGUCUCAAACCAUCAUGAGACACCCUCUCUAUCUUUCCAUAAUCCUUGGCGCCCUCUCAGUAUCAGCCCAAACUAUCCCAGACAGAGUCUUGACACCAGAUGUCGAUGCUUUCAUCGAAGGAAUCCUGUCCGCAGUAGGCUCGCCCGGCGGUGUAAGUGUCGCCGUCGUUCGACUCGAUCCCAGUGGGCAUUGGAAUGUCGAAACCAAAGGAUAUGGAAUAGCAAGAUUGAGCGACAAUGCCAGUGUCACGGCCGAUACGCUCUUUCCCAUUGGCUCCAACUCAAAGCUCUUCACUGUGGUCGGAACUGGGCUGUUGAUCUCUAACGAGAGCUUGACGCCGAGGCUAUCUUGGGAAACCAAGCUCGGGUCUGUCAUCCCGGAUUGGAAGCUUGCGGACUCUUUCGCUACAGACAAAAGCUCGAUCGUUGAUUUGAUGGGUCACCGUACUGGUCUACCGAGGCAUGAUUUCAUGUACCGAACGGAUGAUACGUUUGACUCCGUGGCACGGCGGGUGAGGUUUUUGAAGCCGUCGACCGAGUUUAGAGAAACCUUCCAAUACAACAAUAUCAUGUAUUCCAUGCUCUCAUACCUGCCGGAAGCAGCAUCAACAAAAACGCCCCUUGCACGUUAUGUGAAGAAGAAUGUCUUCGAUCCCCUCGGCAUGGACUCUACCACGUAUUCGUUCGAUGUCGCCAAUGCUGGAGGAAAACUAUCAUAUGGAGUCAGCCGAGAGAACUUGAGCUUCGCUGAUGGUCUCCCAGGGACUGGCAUCCCUCGUCAAUUGUCAUUCUGGUAUGAAAAGGGAGGGGAAGAUGGAAAUUUCAUGUCCGGCGCAGGUGGUGUCAUAAGCAGCGCCAAUGAUAUGGCGACUUGGCUGAAAACUUUGCUUUUGUGGGGUAAACAUCCGGAGACAAACCAGACAGUCAUUCCAUCAGCAGUACUUCAAAGAGCGGCAUCGGGCAUAACGGUAGCGGCUGAUGGGAUAUCAGGGCUGCCAAUCGCCCAAUCUGUUCUAUCGCCUGUUGUGUAUGGAGGAGGACAAGAGACUGGAACUUAUCGCGGUCACGUCAUUAUAGAGGUGUGUCUUGUGCAUGGAUUUCUAUACACUUCUCGGAAUGACGUGGUUCCAAGCAUGAUGGCGGCGUCAACGGAGCAUAUAGCCAACUGUCCCGUCUUCCUUUUGACAAUGUCGGAGUCGCGGUCCUCACGAACGACGACGAUACAGGGCCGAUUUUCAACGAGAUCAUCAAGUACCGCCUCAUCGAUGAAGCCUUGGGCUUAGAACCCUACAACUGGACUGGCAUUAUACUAGAGCAACUUGGGCAAACUAGUGGUGCCAGCCCCGUGGCUACCCCUGGGAACGCGUCAGAUCCUACCAUUCCAGGUGGUUUUGCCGCUCUCGAGGGUACUUACAACAAUUUAGGUUACGGUAACUGGCAGCUUUGUCUCUUCACUCCUUCCCAUCAACCUUCGGACGCUUGUAAGGAACUUGUGGCGAACGCGAGCACUAUUCUCCCGGGAGUAAUCAAUUCUACCAUCCCCACCCUCUUGAGCCCCUCCAGCUCCGUCUGGUUCAACUACCUCAAAUUGGAGCAUGUUGAUAGAAAUGUAUUCAGCAUCACGGGUUUGUUCAGUUAUCCGACUUUGAACGACACAAAGCAACCAUUCUGGACGAAAGUAUCGAAUGCUCCUGGUCUUAAAGCCGAAUUUUUCUCUUUGAACGGUACGAUUGGAGUGGGAUUCUCUGGUGGGAUAUGGGGUGCUGGUUCUGGGGUACCAGAUCCUCAGGGUGACAACCCACAAGAUCGUUCCGAAAUAUGGAUGGAGAAGAUAGCCUAGAUCUUCUGUUCUGAUAAUAUCAAGCUUAAGAUAGGUAAACCCUUCAUUGUAGCUAGGUUCGAACAAUAGUUUACUGUUUGUUGGUUACCCGGAACCAGAUAUUUUUCCUUUCUCGUUUGCUCUCGUUUGCACACGUCCCGACCUUUCUGUAGCCGACAACGCUCGCCUUGUAUCGUUGGCAA
Marasmius oreades (fairy-ring Marasmius) is the source of this 2358-nucleotide messenger RNA. RefSeq lists its product as uncharacterized. The transcript has 13 exons. The record is from RefSeq and is a predicted model, not a curated record. Lineage: Eukaryota; Fungi; Basidiomycota; Agaricomycetes; Agaricales; Marasmiaceae. Bases 351 to 1619 code for a protein of 422 amino acids.